CAGCUGUCAGGUCACAUGGUGGCUGAUUGUCAGCUGGUUGACAGGAUCACAUUUCGGCUGCUGGGAACUCUGUGUUGUGCCUGAGAGAGUUGUGCGAAUUAAGAGUUGGAAAUCUUUACCCAGAAGUCCAGUGAUGGAGGGAGGCACAUUGGAGGACCAGCUACUCCGUCAUGCUAAAGAGGGAAGUUGUCCUCAUGUUCGGAGGCUCCUUAAGUCGAGAAUCUCCCAAAACAGCUCUUUGAACAUCAACUGCAGAUCCAGGUCUAAGACCAGUUCAGGAUGGACUCCCCUCCAUCUGGCUUCUAAGUUUGGACACAGGGAUGUUGUGGAAGAGUUACUCAAGGCAGGCGCUCAUGUGAAUUUGCAGAAUAAUGUGGGCGACACGGCUCUACACAAAGCUGCAAGUACAGGUAGAAAGGAGAUUGUUCUGCUGCUGCUGCGCUACGACGCCUGUGCCAGCAUAAUCAAUGGAACAGCUCAGAUCCCUAAAGAUGUCACAGAGGAUGAUGAAAUCAUUACCAUGCUGGAGGGUAUGAAAUCCUGGGAGCAUUUCUUUCAAUGGCUGAUGGCUCCUCAUUACUGGAGAUCAGCCGCCUUUGUUCUCAAGUACUGUUUGGUUUGUGCAGCUGCCGAGAGGAGAGAGACAAGGCGGCGGGAGGAGAAGCUUCUGGAAGCAGCCAGAGAGGGGGAUAUCUCCGCUCUCUCUAAAUUGCUCAGUGGAAAAGAGGCUCUAGAUGUCCACUGCAGGGAUUCAAUGGGGAACACGCCUUUACACUGUGCAGCCUACAGGGGGCAGAAGCAGUGUGUUAUAAAGCUGCUCAAGUCUGGAGCCAGCCCCAGUAUCAAGAACAACAAUGAGCAGACAGCGUUGGAUCUGGGUCGUACUGAUGAACUGAAACAGAUUCUAGCAGCAUAUCGAGAAAAGGAUGUGACCCGUGGGGUGCAGAAGAUUGAAGGGCCUCUUUGGAAGAGUUCACGCUUCCUCGGAUGGCGAUCCCACUGGGUGGUGCUUGAGAAUGGAACCAUCUCCUGGUACCCCAGACAAGCUGAUGCUCUGACUGGGGUUAGAAAACAGGGCUGUAAAUCUCUUUCACAAGCCUACUGCAUGAUCAAACCGUGGGAUCAUUGCUUCUUCAUGCUCAGGUGCUUUGAUGACUCUGUACAUUACUUUAAGGUGCCCUCUAAGGCAGAUUCCAUAGCAACGAGAAAAAAAUGGUUGGAUGCUUUGGAGGAACAUUCGUCGUAUAGCACUCGCCACUGCACACAAGAACAGACUGUUGAUGAAAUAAUAGGUGGCAGUGGUGUGGAAGUGGAGAGUCUGACACAAGCUGUUCAGGCGGUCAGAACCUGCCAGCAGAAACUGGACAGUGAGGUGUCAAUAUUUGUAACCAUGUUGAAGAAUGAGGAGAAUUUUGCACUUGCUGCACCUCUUCUACUGAAAGCCAAAGAGACCAGUGAACUUUUCACUGAAGCUUGUGCUGCCGUCCAUCUCUGCCUUGAGGUGCUGUCAAAACAAGAGGAGGUGUGGAGCCUGAAGUUAGAACAGGAGGUGGAGAAAAACAAAGCUCUGACAGAAGCACUGCAGACUUUGGCAACCGAACACCACGAACUCAAGCAGUCAUUGAGUAAGAGCAGGAGGUCGUCUACCCUCAGUACCCUCAAUGAAGAUGACUUCUAUGAUGCUGUGUCAGAGUCUGAGUCGGAGCUCUCUGUGAGCGGCUUCCUGUCUGUGGCCAGUUACUCCUGCGAAGAGGACGAGGGGAGAGACACCCCCCUUCCCAACAGCCUCCGCCAUCCCAGCGCACACAGGGGGCCUACCGGAAUGUCAGGGGAGGGUAACCAUGGCAACCAACCGGCCCAGUACAAUGGAGUCAAGGAGCACAGAACCUCUCUACCGGCUCCCAUGUUCUCCAGGAAUGACGUGAGCGUCUGGAGUAUACUGAAAAAAUGCAUCGGCAUGGAGUUAUCAAAGAUUGCUAUGCCUGUGAUAUUUAAUGAGCCUCUGAGCUUCCUCCAGCGGCUAACAGAAUACAUGGAGCACACCUACCUCAUCCACCAGGCAAACGCCACAACCGACUCCGUAGAGAGGAUGAAGUGUGUUGCAGCCUUUGCUGUGUCAGCUGUAGCAUCACAGUGGGAGAGGACUGGGAAGCCCUUCAACCCACUGCUGGGGGAGACAUAUGAGCUAAUAAGAGACGAUUUGGGCUUCAGGUGGGUGUCAGAGCAAGUGAGCCAUCACCCUCCGGUUAGUGCCUUUCAUGCUGAGGGCCUGAAGGAGGAUUUUGUGUUUCACGGUUCCAUCUACCCCAAACUCAAGUUUUGGGGAAAGAGUAUAGAAGCUGAGCCUAAAGGAAUCAUCACACUGGAGUUACCUAAGUAUAACGAAGCCUACACCUGGACAAACCCCACCUGUUGUGUCCACAACAUCAUUGUCGGUCAGCUUUGGAUCGAGCAGUACGGCAACGUGGAAGUGAUCAAUCACAAGACCGGAGAGAGAUGCAGCAUGAUGUUCAAGCCCUGUGGCCUCUUUGGAAAAGAGCUCCAUAAAGUCGAGGGCUACAUCUUAGAUAAAAGCAAAAAGAAGCUAUGUGCAAUAUACGGCAAAUGGACUGAAUGCCUGUACACAAUAGACCCUGCUGCAUUUGAUGCCCACAAAAAGAGCGACAAAAAGAAUUCAGAUGAUAAAAAGGGCAACAAACAGAGCAGUGUGGACGAGGAGCCAGAAGAGAUGCCUCCACCCGACGCAGAGACAGUCCAGGUCAUCCCGGGCAGUGAGCUCAUCUGGAGGAUAACACCUCGACCAGACAACUCAGCCAAGUUCUACGCCUUCUCCACAUUUGCCCUGCAGCUCAACGAGCUGGAGAAGAGCAUGGAGGGAGUCCUUCCUUCCACAGACAGUCGCCUCCGACCUGACAUCCGCGCCAUGGAGAACGGAGACAUAGAUCUGGCAAGCGCAGAGAAGAAGAGACUGGAGGAGAAGCAGAGGAUGGCCCGGAAAAAUCGCAGCAAAUCAACAGAGGAUUGGAAAACGAGGUGGUUUCAGCAAGGGCCCAACCCACACAACAAAGCUCAGGACUGGCUCUACUUGAAAGGCUACUGGGACAGGAAUUACCCUCAGCUGCCUGACAUUUACUAACAAGUGAAAACACACACAAGUACCAUACACAUGGAUUUCAGCACCUUUGGACUUCAUAUGCUGUACCGGGGAGUGCACUCCCAGCAUAAGCAACAGUGUAAUUGAAUCAGCUCGGAACAGCAGACAGUGUGUGGGCUUUAAUGUGUAAAAAAUAAAUAUGCUCAAAAUGUAUAAAAAUCAGUGAAACAAAUAAGCACAAUUCGUUUUCUUUAGUAAUUGUGGUGCUUUGCCUCUAAGUAAGGUUUGUCAUGUACAGGGAAAAACAAUAGAAUGUAUUUAAGAAAUAUGUCUUGUUAGAUAGAUGGAGUGUUUAAACAGCAACCUCGAUGUUUUAUGGUUUGCAGUUUGUCCAGAAUUCCUAGAGAAACAUUUUACUAAUCAGCUUUAGUGCAGAGGAGGCGCGUCACUCCAGACAGCUAGGAAUGGAGAACGUGGCGUAACCUGAAUGCAGCUUUAAGAUACACUACUGACACUUGUGCAUGCAUUACGCAGUGCAGAGUAUUAAUCUAGAUCCUUUUGGCCUUUGUUUUCACUUCCUAGUACAGUGAGUGGUGCAGAUAUUUAGAGUAACUGAUUGUGUUAGAAAUUAGCCUAAUUGCUUGGUUGCAAAGGCUCCUACUAUCAACUGUAAAUCUGUGUCUAUUUCCUUGCAAGUAAAAUAUGACAGCUGACCAUAGCGAUGGCCGGGACUGAUGGUAAGGCUUAGGUUUGAACAAUAAAACAUCACUUAACUAUGUACUGUAUAGAUGUGUAUAGAGACGAUUAACAACAUUGCGUAAGUCUAUCUGACACUGUAAACGUAGCACUCACUAUACUGAAGCAGGGACACUGGUUCUGCACUUAAAGAUUUGUUUGUGUGUGUGUGUCUUGCCAUAGAUUAGUAUGUGGUAUCCGUGGUGAUAUUCUUAGUGCACUGAUCUAAUUGACAUCUAACCAUCACAAUAAAUGCAUGUACAUCAUUAUAACUAUGCAAGCCUUACCUCCUUCUCAGUAAAGCACUGAAUAUCCAUUUUCUUACAGAUAGCUGCUACAUGUAUGUUUUCUGUUGUCACUCGUUUGGAUAUUAAAACAGAAUUUCUAUUAAAUAAAAGCUUAAUGUUCAUUGAA
Molecule: messenger RNA, 4243 nt
Organism: Mugil cephalus (flathead mullet)
Lineage: Eukaryota; Metazoa; Chordata; Actinopteri; Mugiliformes; Mugilidae
Product: oxysterol-binding protein-related protein 1-like
Exons: 27
Coding region: 134-3136 (1000 amino acids)
Cellular component (GO): membrane; intracellular membrane-bounded organelle; cytosol
Molecular function (GO): cholesterol binding; protein binding
Source: RefSeq, a predicted model, not a curated record